AUGGAGGACUACAGCGGUGUUCAUCGGUUCCGCCAUGGCUUAAACCGUGUCUCUUCUUCGACUUCCAAACAUUCAAAAGGAAACAAUGAACUUUCUCCAGUCCUUCAUGCACAAACCCAUCCCAGUGUGUUGGGCCAGUUGAUCGGGCAGCCGUCAGUUGCAGCCCUUCCUAGAGCGGCGGCUACAACAAGAGAAGCAGCACCGGGUUACAAAGAUCAAUCUAGAGUGAUAUGUUCGCUCAGCUGGACUGCUCCGAAAGCACGCGCUGCCAACCGAUCCUCGCCUGCUCUUAGUGGAGGCAGCAAAAUCUACCAGGAAGAUCAAGCGGCACCAGCUGUCCGCGAAGUUCCCAAGUAUGAGAGGUCCCGCCCUGUAGCACGGCCCUUGUCUGUCGGGCCAUCCGUCCGACGAUCGCAAGCAAUCUCCAGCCGCCGCACUCAUGCAUCGAGUGUGAACCUUCCUGAGCAGAGGCGCCUUGCACAUCGCCAGCAGCAGAUGCUGGAAUUCAGACCGCACACCGACAAUGAUGGCAAAGUCCCAAGACGCGUAUUUAAUGCUGGAGAUGGUUUGUCCAUGCAGGAUGGACCCCACAGCUAUGAUAGCCAUUUAGAAUCACCCCGCUGGACUGACAAGCAUGCUUCGGCAGACCCCGAUAUCCCGCAUCUCCAAAAGCGUCGCACAUGGAUGCUGCUGCAACACCUUGUGGACCAGCUGGAGAAGGAAGGGCGACCCGAUGCCCUCCUCCAGCGUCCAGAACUUCUUCAGAAAUUGUUGCAUGUUGUCAUGCCGCUGGUACCUCUCAGCGCUGCCCUCGGCAAAUUGGCUACAACCAGCAGGACAAGCACCUCUCGUCUCCAGGGCUCCGCCUUUGUGGCCCAUCAAUCAGCUACACGUGAGGCCCAACUGCCUUCUCCAAUGCCUGCGUCUACAGCUUUCUUGAGGACAGUGCACGCCAAUGCUCCACUACGCAAUACAGACCAUCAUUUGCGCCCGACGUCGCUUCACUACUCACGGGCCAGUCCGUCAAAGACUCCUCCCGCUACCGCUCUUCGGGGAGCGGCGCAUGUACCCAGGGAAUGGAGCAACGAUGGCCCUGCGGCUCCAAAAACGAGUCUGCAAUUCUCUGAGGGCCCUGCCGAUGCACCUCGCAAUGCGCCUAACCGUUUGCCAAAGGAUCGUGAUUUUAGGCGUGCCUCGUCUACAAAAGUCCGUGUCGUUCCCAAACGUGACGUGGGAAAUUCUAUUGGAUCGGGAGGACUUGAGAAGCCGUUGCACUCGCAUGAUAAACCUCUGCCUGCUCGUUCAGUUAGCACGGGGAAGUCAUAUAUGCAUGUAGCUUCACGGCUACCUCAAGGCGCACUCCAAUACAGGCGACCCCUGAAAACGCGGCCGCCCGCGGCUUUGAUGGAAAAGAACAGUGCGGGAAGAAGGCCAUUCCAGCUCACCGCUGUGGACUGGGCUACCUCCAGGCAGCCCAGCAACGAGUCAGGGACUGAGCCUGUUGCAUCGGCGAGGUCUGGGGACUCAGAAGAGAGCCUCAAAUCCGCUCCCACUCCGUCACUGGAUAGCACUGCAGAGGACUGUCCGGACUGGGGGCUUGGCAGGCAGUUGGAAUCAGGCAGAUGUGGGCUUGUAGACUGGAAUUCAAACAGGCCGCAGUCUUCUGUGCGCUUUUCUGUCACUCGAGAAGUUGAAGCCUUGCCACCCUCUCCGCGGGCCAGCAAUUCGGAUGAGGAGAUGUCCGGUAGGAGUGCUCUGGCGAGUCAAGGGAGCCUCGUGGCACAUGAAGAGUCGCAGGCGGUAGAUCGCAGUGGCCAACUGCCAGGCUUAACGAAAACUUCAGCUCCUUCUUCAGGUGGCAGGAGACGACAGCCUGGCGAGCCUAGACCUACAUCUACCAGGAGGCAUACAGUUUUCGCCGCUGUUGCUUCUCCACAACAUAGUGCGGAGGGGGGCAAGCUUAUUCGAAGCGUGGAAGGAAGUCUAGAAGGUCCUUCGGGUUCUUCCGAAAAACGCGAAAGGCGUUUUACGGCUGCGCCAGUAUCGAAGUUCAAAAGCACGGCGGCGGCGAUCAAGGGCGGGCGUUUUGUAUUAACUGGGGAAGAACUAAAUGGAGGAGCUAAAAGCCAAGGGAUGGCUAGGAUUCCUCUCCUGAAAGAUAUCCCUAAAGCCCGAGAGGGUCGAAGAGCCGCAGUACAGGCUGUGACUCCUAGGAACGGCGAUUCACUCAGCCCGAAGCUGCCCGCCGGAGCCAAAAGAAGAGUGUCGCCUGUAAUCGCAAAAAAGAUAGGGAGGAAAGGUAGCAGAACGCUCCAAAAGUCGUCGUCUAUUUCUCCUCGAGAGCUCUCCCCGCCAUCUGCAAGGGGACGGAGAAUGUCUGUGCCUCCUCCGAGGAGGGCAACACAAGCCAAAAUUGCACCAACGUUUCCUCCACGGGCGCGGAACGUGGCUGACCGCAGUUCUCCCCCCAGAGUUUCUUCUGCUCCUUUCAAGACCAGUGCUAGAAGAAAGGCAGUCAAGUUAAUACACGCGAAAGAGAAAGACAAAACUCUUGUUGCGCACAAGGAUGAAGAAUCUCCCACGCCAGAAGCACAGGGCAUGGCUCGACUUGACGAAGAAGACGAAAGAGGACAAGGAAGUAAAAGUGAAGAAGAGCAAGCGGCAACUGAGCCCGAACCAGAGCCGCCAUACCCAUAUCUCACACUUAAGGAGUUGCCGCCUUUGGAGCAGCCUCUUAGGCCUCUCUCGCGCCUAUGUACUUUACCUCUUAAGGAAGGCCCGAAGUCCCCCCCGCCUAUUGACGAUUCUGCAACUCUCAUACAUGUCCUGGAGCGCUCUGGACGGAUUACACAAGAGGCCAGAGAUGAAGCCACCCAGCGUACAGUAUCCUACCUAAGCAACGAUGGACCCGGUAAGAUGUUGCUAGUUGCACGCUGGCUAGACUCAGCAGCAGAUACCGUCGAGAGAAACACCAUCACAGCUAGCAAGAAAUUCCCGUGGCAGGAGGUCGUCCCGCCUCUAUUCGUCGGGGUCAACAAACACCGCGAACUCCUGAGUUCAAAGACGCGCAGUCACUUCUCCCCAGAUGAUCUACAAGCGUUUUUAGAGACAGAAGGGUUCAUUGAAACACAGGGGCAAAAGCUUCAGCAUUUGCUUGAGGCCAAGGGCAUUCCAACCAACACUUCGGAAAUGCCAGGCUCGCCGCCCCCCAAACCUCGUACACCGCUUGACGACUAUCUUGACUACUUGCUAGCGGUUGCUGUGGACUCGCUCCGGAAGAGACAAAGACCCGUUGUAAUCCCAAAGAUAACGCAACAUUCCUUUAAAGUUCGUGACAAACCUGCUAGUAACUGUUCCUGCAGUACAUGUUCUACCGACCAGACCCUCGAGGGUUGCCAAGACGAGGAUAUGUGCAGCAGCUGGUGCAAGCCGUCUCGUCGGGCUAGUCCCCUUCCCAUCACUUCAGAGAAGCCCUUGCCUCAACAGCGGUGCUCAAGCUGCCAACCAGUCAGGGAAUCUUCACGAACUUGGUUUGGCAAGGGCAGUUCACUAGGACGAGGUUUCAGGUUACCCGGUUGCUGCUUUGGCGACACGGCCGGGCCCCCUGAACUUGACCUAUUCGAGUCCACAGCGAUGCAGCAAGUGCGGGCCACUGCAUGCCGAAUGCCUCUGCUACCGUCUGAAAGAUAUCUUCGCUAUCUGCGGCUGACAGAACGUUGCAGAGAACUUGCUGCACUUGCGAUAUGGUUAUCUGGGAGACCUGAUCUAGUCUCAAGUUACCAUGUGCACGUGGGUUCCAAACUCCAGCAUGCCUCUGCCUCUGUAAAGAUCAACAACUCCAAAGAGCAAAAAGAAACAGCGGGUUCUCCAACUCCCACCCCAGCUCCUGUGAAGGAGGAUAGAAGUUCAGCUGCUUCUCAAGGCUGCAAUCAAUCCCAAGGCAAGUCUUCCUAUGCCGAUAGAACCUUUCGAAACCCCAUUCAUGAGGGCAAAGCUGCAAGUGAAGAGAACCAAAACAUAGGUGGGGAAGAUUGCUCGGGGUCAAGCAGGAACACGCCUCCAUAUCCAAGCUCCCCUUGUGCCUCACUAUUGUCGCCCUCCUCUGCGAACAGGAGUUUCCCUGGGAACAGCCUCAAAGACGAAAAUACGAACGAACGUGUAGAAGUGCUCACCGAGGAGAUAGAUGAACUCUCCCACACGAAGGAAAGUCACAGAAAAGAAAGCUCCGGAGCAAGCCACACACAGGCCGCCACGACGAGCUUACCUGACCUGCCUCCUUCCCCGAAAAUCCAAGCGAAAUUGCUAGCUCGAGCACCAGAGCCUCAGUCUUGCAAACUGAGUGGUGGCUUAGCGGUAGAUCCCCCACAGCCACAAAGUUGUUCAGCUACGCCGACGACUGCAACAAAAGCAAAAGCGAAGAAGCAUGUUGCGGAAAGAAAUUCAGUACCCCGCGUGGCGUUGAUAGGGCAGAAGACCGCUGUAGGUUCAAAGCCGUUGCGGCCCCUCGGACAAGCACAGUGGCGCGUGCCAGCAGCACCGGGAGAGCCGCCUUCCGUUGGAGACUCGCAGAAGGCAGCAAAGAUACUGGAUGCAAAACAUGGUAACCUACCUGCUGCAGGUACAGCGAAAUGCGAGCCGCCUGAGUCAGUUGGCACCGCAGAUGCAAUGCACGUUUCAAGAGAAAAGGAAUCGCUCGCAGCUGCCACCUGUUCAGAAGAUCUCGUUGAAAGCUCUUCUCAGACUGAUGCAGAUAUAGCCGCGUCACCAACAAAUGGGGGUAUUGAUGCCACGUCAUCAAAGCGGCCUCGUGAGCCUCCCCUGAAGAAGCAUACCCUUCUGCAAUCGAAGGAGCUGGCCUCGCGCCGUUCAUCGUCAACGCGUUUAUGCCUGGCGAAGCAUACAACUCGGCGGCCAGCAGUAACACCCCAGCCACAGCGAACUGGAGGCGUUCGUAGGGCGUCUCAGAAUAUUCAGUCUCCUGCAAGUCCUACAAGCUUAACGCGAGAGGCCGUGGAACUCUUGUCGGAGCCGCAGGUGCUGGCUGAGAUGGCAAGGCUGUGCACUCGCCUCUCAGAACUCGUCUGCUGUAGUUCAACAUCCUCUCCUGUUGAAUGCCACUCUGGAGAUGACGAUGAAAGCUACGCCACUUAA
Molecule: messenger RNA, 5151 nt
Organism: Eimeria acervulina
Lineage: Eukaryota; Apicomplexa; Conoidasida; Eucoccidiorida; Eimeriidae
Exons: 3
Coding region: 1-5151 (1716 amino acids)
Source: RefSeq, a predicted model, not a curated record